Molecule: messenger RNA, 1722 nt
Organism: Fomitopsis serialis
Lineage: Eukaryota; Fungi; Basidiomycota; Agaricomycetes; Polyporales; Fomitopsidaceae
Exons: 7
Coding region: 1-1722 (573 amino acids)
Source: RefSeq, a predicted model, not a curated record
AUGACCCACUCCGUCUCUGAUUCCACGGUUUCACCGACGCCCUUCAGUCCUUUCUCGUCGUACUCGGAGGUUAGUGGGGUCACGUCCGACGAUGCACCAGAUCUCGGUGCCUUCACAACUGUAUUCCGUGCACUCACGACCUUACAGCCACGCAAUGCACCUCCAUUGCUCAACGAUGUAAACACUGGAACACCUAUUUCGCCUCUCGCUUUCUCGCCCACCGAAGACGACUCCGAGGCCCCGUCGGCCUCCACCGCAUGGUCUCGCCACCCAGUCAACGAAUACCUAUCUUAUUCCUCACCAGACAGUCCUCGUCGCGGACGCUCGCCCUUACGGUCUGACUCCGAAUCCACGGCAUCUGACCUGGACCGGACAGACCUACUCCGAGCAGAAGCGGAACCAUCCCUAGGAGACCUAGACGAGGCGCUCGGUUUCCUCGCUGCUGAACGUGCGCGCCUGUUUGCGCAGCGCGAGAAGGGAUUGAGGACGACUGGAAACACUAGUUCCACUACGACGACGUCGGACAGCAUUUUCCGACACCGGCGCCGCAAGAGAAAUCGGUCCGAGGGAGCCUCUCUGACGACGACGACGGCAGGAGUUGACGAUGUCGCGUAUGCGUCGUCCUCAUCCGUCGAUGCCACAUCCUCCCCGUCAGCUGCCAUACGGAUCGCAGCCACCCCGGCGCGGACCAGGCCAGAACGGAGGCAGCGCACGAUCGCGCAAGUCGCCCGCGAGAAGCCACGACUCCUCCACAGCAAGUCUACCCCGAAUCUUAUACCCCCUGUAUCAUUACCCAUAGACGCACGCGUCCUACACCUGCGGAACCUCGCGCACAAGCUCAGGCUAUUCUUCCCGAAGGACGCGGCCGCGCUGCACGACAUACUCGACCCGGAGACGACGACGAGCGGGACCGAAGAAUCUGGCUUCGUCGAUACCCGGGGCCCCGAGCCGGGCUCUCAAGACACCCUCAUCCACGUCUUCAUUGACCACUCUAAUAUCCUCAUUGGAUUCCUAUCCUACCUGCGGCGGCACCUGCACCACUUCGCGCGCAGCCGCAGUAAACAUCUCUCGCACGCCGCGCUCGCGCUCAUCCUCGAGCGCGGGCGCCCCAUCACGCGGCGGGUCCUAGUGGCGUCGUCGCCACUCUAUCAGCCGGUCGACACCGCGGAACAGCUGGGCUACGAAGUCCGCGUGUACGCGCGCGUCCCGGACAUGGGCGACGGGGCUGACCGCCAGCACCAGAGUGAGACGCAGAGCCCCGGCCGCGGCCGUGGGCGCCGCUCUGGUGCGGCGCACGCGCGGAGCCACUCACAUAAGAGCUCGAUUGGCGGCGGUGGGACGUCGACCGAAUCAGAGCCGAACGGGAACGGGAAUAGCAACGGCAAUGGGGCAGGGGCGUCUGCACGCGUACGAUAUCGCGAGCAGGGCGUCGACGAGCUCCUACAGCUUAAAUUGCUUCAGGCCAUCGCAGAUGUUGACGAGGUCCCUCUCGGCGGCACUAUCGUGCUCGCGACCGGAGAUGGGAACGUCGGGCAGUUCAACGAGGAGGGGUUCCUCGGGUGCGUGCGGACGGCGCUGAAGAAGGGGUGGCGAGUGGAGCUGUACGCUUGGGAAGGCGGGCUGAGCAACGCGUGGAUGCGCGAGUUUGGAGAAGGCGCGUACAGCAGCAGAUUCGAGGUGUACACCUUGGACCGCUUUGCAGCGGACUUGUUGGAAGUGUAG